This is a messenger RNA of Cadophora gregata, 2620 nucleotides long. RefSeq lists its product as uncharacterized. Lineage: Eukaryota; Fungi; Ascomycota; Leotiomycetes; Helotiales; Ploettnerulaceae. The coding region runs from base 141 to 2261 and encodes 706 amino acids. The record is from RefSeq and is a predicted model, not a curated record. The transcript is spliced from 4 exons.
AUCAAAUUCGCCGUCAACCUCUCUUCCCACCUCACUCCGCGAACCUCCUCACAAGCAGUCGUCACCUCUUUGUUUGAGCGCGCUCUAAUUUCUUAUUCGAUACCACUCUGCACUCCCCUCCUUGACCGUCUCCGUCAAGUAUGGCCUCUCAACGCCCUCACCCUUACAACAACCAAGGCUACCUUCCAAACGGCGGCGCAGGACAUACGGGACUACCUCCGGGAGCUGCGCCUUUACUGCCAAACAAUGGACGUGUGAUUCAGACUGGCGGAGUUCGAGUGUUGUGCGUAGCAGAUGUUCGGGGAAACCUUCGAUCUCUCAACGAACUCGCAAAGCAAGCACGCGCAGACCACAUUAUUCACACUGGAGAUUUUGGUUUCUAUGAUGGCACAUCGCUGGACCGUAUUGCUGAAAAGACCCUAAAGCACGUCGCGCAAUACUCUCCGCUCAUUUCAGAGAACGUAAAGAAGGCUAUUGGAACUCCGGGAGGACCUGUCAAGCAAAGAUUCAGUCCCCAGGAUCUGCCGCUCUCCGAGCUUCCACAAUUUCUUGACGGCAGCCUGAAGCUCGAUGUUCCAGUAUACACAGUCUGGGGUGCUUGCGAAGAUGUCAGAGUAUUAGAAAAGUUCAGAUCCGGCGAGUACAAGGUCGACAAGCUACACAUUAUUGAUGAGGCACGCUCAAUGCUGCUAGAGAUUGGCGGCGUCAAGCUGCGACUCCUUGGUCUUGGUGGAGCUGUUGUGAUGCACAAGCUGUUCGAUAACGGCGAGGGACGAACAACCAUUGCAGGAGGACAGGGUACUAUGUGGACGACUCUUUUGCAGAUGGGCGAACUGGUAGACACUGCGAAUCGCGUAUACGAUCCUACAGAAACUCGCAUUUUCAUCACACACGCCUCCCCUGCUCGUGAAGGCAUCCUGAACCAACUUUCUGUUACGCUGAAAGCCGACUUCUCGAUAUCUGCAGGUCUUCAUUUUCGCUAUGGAAGCUCGUAUAACGAGUUCAGCGUUAAUCCUACCUUGGACCACUACCGCGGAAAACUUGCUGCUUCGAAAGCAUCUUUCAACGAUGUAUGGGAAACGGUUAAGAGUGAGGUACAGCCGGCAAUCUCGCAAAAUGAGGCUCAGCAAAACCUGCUGCAAAAUGCUCUUGGAAUAGUUGACAAAAUGCCAAGCACUGCUCUUGGAGGAAAUCCAUUUGGCGGCCCAGUCGGAGGACCCAAUGCUGCUGGUGUUGGACAAGUUGACGAGAGUGCGUUCAAGAACAUGUGGAAUUUUAACUUGGCAGACGCUGCAUUCGGAUGGUUGGUUCUUGAGGUUCAGGAUGGUCGCAUUGGUACGGAGAUGAGAGCCCAGGGGUUCAACUUCGCACAUAGAGGAGCGAAGCAACAUCCCGUUCAACAGCAGUCCGGCCAGCCUCAAGCUCCGGCAACAGGCUCUGGAACUCCCGGUGCGAGCCACGCGGUUGCAGCUGCUGCCCCACCAACUGGACCAGCUCAAAGACCCCCACCCACUCAACCGCAAGUAUCAUACAACCAACGAGGUGCGCAGCAACCACCAAGAGGACCAGCUGUCCCUGACAUCAAGCCAGACUCCCCAGCUCCCCAGCAAAAGCCAGCGACUCCUCAACCGCAGACAAAUGUGGUCAACCUUCCAGGACCAAGUGAUAAGAAAGAGAAUGAAAAGACUCAAAAUACCAAUGGAAACUCUAAUGAGGCUACCUCGCCAGUUGCAAAGCCAGCUAGCGAUCCUAUCAUUGGUCUUUUCAUCAUGAACGUGACCUCGGAUGAAGCUGUUCGAGAGUUGUUCAAGGAGGAGGACAAGGAGAAGAUCCUUAAGAUUGAGAAAUGGGGUCAAUCCAACAAGGUUGCCCACUUCAAGACUUUGGAGGAAAGAGAUGCAGUUCUCGCAAGCCUACCAGAGGACGUCAAGUCUCGGACUGGGGAAGACAGAAGUCGUCCAUUGGUUAAGAUCUUUCAACCACGUGAGAACAACAACAGCAAGCCUUUCACGGGUACCCGUGGUGGAGCUGGAAAUUGGGGAAGCAGCCGGGGCGGAACCAAUACUGGCAACCCUCAAGGCGGUUACAGAAGUGGCGGAGCCAGUGAUAGUGAAGGCGGACGAGGUGGCCGCGGAGGACGUGGUGCACCAAGAGGUACUCGAGGUGAGGGACGGGGACGCGGACGAGGCCGUGGAUUCAAGAACGAUUCUUCUUCGCCAGCGCCAUCUCCCGCGACUCCAGCUACUGGUGGCGAUGCUUAAUCAGUUAUAUUCUUUCUUCGACGCCAGAUUCCCUUGCUUUCAACCAAAAGUUCCCUUUCUAGUACAUCUUCCUAAUGGUCACCCUUUGUGAGCCGAGGAUAUCGAUCGGUCACUCGGUCUUUUGGCUUCUGCAAGGGCUAUCUGCGAUUAGGGCUGGAGGCGGAGUUAAUCAGCUUAUGCUUCGAAGUGGGGAGGCGAUGAUGGCUUUUCCAGCUCUUAUGUACUCUGACCUCUUCAUUGCAUCAUUGAUUUGCUCUCAAAUAGCGUUGCGUGUAUUCUAGUUCUGGCAGAAGACAGAACAUCGCUGGUGAUACGAUGGUGUUAUAACAUAGAAAAUACAACAAAUCUUUGUACUCGAG